This is a messenger RNA of Diplodia corticola, 615 nucleotides long. RefSeq lists its product as uncharacterized. The coding region runs from base 1 to 615 and encodes 204 amino acids. The transcript has a single exon. The record is from RefSeq and is a predicted model, not a curated record. NCBI's taxonomy places the organism in Eukaryota, Fungi, Ascomycota, Dothideomycetes, Botryosphaeriales, Botryosphaeriaceae.
AUGCCCACCGACAAGCAAAACGCCGAGUUCCUCUACUCCAUGCUCAAGCAGCUCGAGGUGAAGCAGAUCGACUGGAAAGUCAUCGCUGAGGCCCACGGCAUCAAGACCGGCCACGCCGCCCGCAUGCGCUGGUGCCGCUACCGCGACGCCCGCGAGGGCGCCAAGCCCACUCCCCGCGGCAGCAAGAAGGACAACAACACCAAAAACAAAAACAACCGCGGCUCCUCUGCCGAAGACGGUGAUUCCGACCACCGCAGGAAAAAGAGGAAGAGGCCGGCGGCGAGGAAGGGCGUUGAUGCCGCUGGUGGUGAUGAUGAUGAUGAUGAUGAUGGCGAUGAUGAUGAUGAGGUCCCGGCGUCGAAGAAGGAGGGCGAGGACGAGGGUGGCGGAGAGGACGAUGAUGGAGAAGAAGGUAGGCCGAAGAAGAAGAAGGAGGCUAUCAAGCACGAGCCUCAUGAGAAGGAGUCCGAAGGGGACAACGACGACUCCGAUGUGCCGAUCGUGCGGAUGAAACGAACAAUGCCCAAGACGGAAGCGAAAGCGGAGACUAAGACCGAACAGAUGGCGGGGGGCCUCACACUCUACGAUGUGCCUGCCAUAGAGACGGAAAAAUAG